CAAAGACCACACGUCAAUUUUGUUGUUUCGUUAUUCGUUCGUUCAUGCCGCUGAUUCUAUACAACAAUAAGCGCGUGGAUUUACUGACACCGAGCACACUUUGAGACUGUUAUUACGUUAAUUUAAGAAGCGGGGAGACACCUGAAGAAUUAAUAUAAUGGAAUUCCUCGAAUACAAUGAUGUGCAGGCGGAAAUUAAGGGCGCAAUGGUUCCCGGGAGAUUGAAGAUGACAGACCAGAAUAUAGUAUUCAAGAACAGUAAAACCGGCAAGGUGGAACAGAUACCUGCUAAUGAGAUUGAACUAGUGAACUUUCAGAAGUUCAUAGGAUCCUGGGGUUUGAGAGUUUUCCUGAAGAACGGGACCCUACACAGAUACGGCGGCUUCAAAGAUGGGGAACAAGAAAAAGUAGCAAAAUUCUUUAAAACAAAUUACCACAAAGAUAUGUUGGAGAAAGAGCUAUCCUUGAAAGGUUGGAACUGGGGCACAGCAAAGUUCAAUGGAGCUGUGUUGAGCUUUAAUGUAGGAUCUAACACUGCUUUUGAGAUCCCUCUACACUAUGUGUCACAGUGCAACACCGGCAAGAAUGAGGUUACAUUGGAAUUUCAUCAGAACGACGACACGCCAGUUUCACUAAUGGAGAUGCGUUUCCACAUCCCGACGAGCGAGGUGGGAGGAGACAUGGACGCCGUCGAGGCCUUCCACCAGCAGGUCAUGAACAAAGCCAGCGUUAUAUCUGUGUCCGGUGAUGCCAUUGCCAUCUUCAGAGAACUACAGUGUCUUACGCCGCGUGGUCGUUACGACAUCAAGGUGUUCCAAACGUUCUUCCAACUCCACGGUAAGACUUUCGACUACAAGAUCCCGAUGUCGACGGUCCUCCGUCUCUUUCUACUGCCUCACAAGGACACGAGACAGAUGUUCUUCGUGGUCUCGCUCGACCCGCCCAUCAAACAGGGUCAGACUAGGUACCAUUAUCUAGUGCUGCUGUUUGGCAUUGAAGAGGAGACCAGUCUUGAAUUGCCAUUUACAGAAGAAGAAUUAAAGGAGAAAUACGAAGGCAAGAUAUCAAAGGAGCUGUCAGGUCCCACUUACGAGGUCCUCGCCAAAAUUAUGAAGGUCAUCAUCAACAGAAGAGUCACGGGUCCUGGAGAUUUCUUAGGUCACCACAAGACGCCAGCCAUUGCGUGUUCAUACAAGGCGGCCGCGGGCUACCUCUACCCCUUAGAAAAGGGCUUUAUUUACGUUCACAAGCCUCCCGUACAUAUACGCUUCGAAGAAAUCGCUUCUGUUAACUUUGCGAGAGGAGGCGCCUCUUCUACUAAGUCUUUUGACUUCGAGAUUGAACUGAAAUCGGGCAGUAUCCACACGUUCAGCAGUAUUGAGAAAGGCGAGUACGACAAGCUCUUCGACUACAUCACCUCCAAGAAACUUCACGUCAAGAACACCGGCAAGAAUGACAAGGCGCUUUACGACGACGACUUCGGCGACUCGGACACGGAGAAGGAGCCCGACGCGUAUCUGGAGCGAGUGAAGGCCGAGGCCAAGGAGCGGGACUCCGCCGACUCGGACGACGACGAGAGCACCGACGAGGACUUCAACCCGGACAAGGCCAACCAGAGCGAUGUCGCUGAGGAAUAUGACACCAAUCCAUCAUCAUCCGAGGACUCUGACGCUUCAGCGGCAUCCGAUGAGAGCAAGAAAGAGAAGAAAAAGGAAAAGAAACCUAAGAAAGCUAUCACUAUUUCUGAAGCCCCACGUAAACGCAAAGAAAAAUCUAAGAAGCGAGAGAAAGAUGCGAAUGCACCUAAGCGUCCGGCGACCGCCUUCAUGCUGUGGCUCAACGAGAACCGCAAGAGCAUCGUGGAGGAGAACCCUGGCAUCAAGGUCACGGAGAUCGCUAAGAAGGGAGGCGAGCUGUGGAGAGAACUCAAGGACAAAUCUGAAUGGGAAGAAAAGGCUGCAAAAUCGAAAGAAGAAUACAAUAUAGCAAUGAAGAAAUACAAAGACAGUGGAGCUGCCGACGAAUUUAAACAGAAGAAGAAGCAAGCAGAAAAAGAAAAGAAGGCGGCUGAGAAAAAGAGUAAGGCGCCUACAGCGGCCAGUAAGAAGGCUAAGAACAACAGUGGAGCGGGCUCCGGAGGGAAGUUCACCAGCAAGGAGUAUAUUGAAGAUGAUGACAGCUCCUCGGACUCUGAUAACGAUAAGAAGGACAAGAAGAAGAAGGACGGCAAAGAUACUAAGGAAUCAAAGAAAGAAAAAGCUAAGAGUUCUUCGUCAGAAGCGGAAGCAUCUUCAGGGGGUUCCGGAGAUGAUAGCGGGAGUGGAAGCGACUAAAUGCAAGACACAAAUAACCUUAGCUGUAGUAUUAAUUGUUAAAGCCAUCUUUGUUUUGUAAACAAACAUAGGGAAUAAAUAUCGUUACUUUUUUCUUAUUAUUAAUUUCAUUUUGGUCUUUGGAAAAUGAAUGGUUCUUAAAUCUCAUAAAACGAUGUCAUGUUUUGUUGUUAUUCAUUCAUUUUGAAACAAUGACUGAUAUAAUUAAACUUACAACGUAAUGCUCGUCCGAUUUUUAGUUAGGUAUUUACUGUAUUUAGUUUGUAAAAUAUAAAUGAUUUCUUUUUGCUCUGGAAUUAUAACACUUAUAUAACUUCUACUGUUUCCAUUGCCAUUUAGCGCAGAUUUGUUGUGCGUAUGUCACUUUUCCCGCCUUUUGUCGGUUUCCGUGCGUUGGAAAAUAAGGUUAUGUGAUAUUAUUAUUGUAUUAUAUUCCCAUUGUGCUGUUUUAUGCAAAUAAUUGUGUAGGUAUUAUGUAUUUAGGUAUGAUUGAAUCCUUGAUGGACACUUAACUGUAAAUAUAAUUCCUAAGAUCAUUGUAAUUGUUUCUCCAUUUGUAUUGUGUUCUAUUUGAUGAACAUUGGAAGCCCCAGUUUAGAUGUAAUGUUACUGUAUUACAAUAUAAGAUUAUAUUUUUUA
Molecule: messenger RNA, 2971 nt
Organism: Trichoplusia ni (cabbage looper)
Lineage: Eukaryota; Metazoa; Arthropoda; Insecta; Lepidoptera; Noctuidae
Gene: Ssrp
Product: FACT complex subunit Ssrp1
Exons: 13
Coding region: 158-2332 (724 amino acids)
Cellular component (GO): FACT complex; nucleus
Molecular function (GO): histone binding; DNA binding; nucleosome binding
Source: RefSeq, a predicted model, not a curated record